CACACUUUAACUCAUUCCCACCAGCCCAAGGAUUAAAUACUGCCCAUGCUGGGGUCAGGGCUACAGCAGACCCUGAAAACAGAGUCCCCCUCCCCAAGUGAGGAGAAGCUGCAAGGGAAAGGGAGGGACAGAGGAGAGAAGGAAGGAGGGGCAGAACGGUCAGGCUGCUGUCCCCCUACAGAGCCAGCUCAGAUUCAGCGCUAGGAGCAACUCGGCUGCAGAAGCAACGGCAGCCCCUCUCCUCCAGUGGAGGACAGCAGGCAGACAGAGGCCCUGGGACUGGAAGUCCUCAGCCCCCAGCCGCUCGGCCGGGCCUGACCCCAUGGCCUUCAACGACCUCCUGCUGCAGUUGGGGGGCGUUGGCCGCUUCCAGCAAAUCCAGGUCACCCUGGUGGUCAUCCCCCUUCUCCUGAUGGCCUCCCACAACACCCUGCAGAACUACACGGCUGCCAUCCCCACCCACCACUGUCGCCCGCCUGCCGAUGCCAACCUCAGCAAGGAUGGGGAGCUGGAGGCCUGGCUGCCCCGGGACAAGCAAGGGCAGCCAGAAUCCUGCCUUCGCUUCACCUCCCCCCAGCAGACACCCCCCUUCCCCAAUGGCACAGAGACCAACAGCACGGGGGCCACCGAGCCGUGCACCGACGGCUGGAUCUACGACAACAGCACCUUCCCUUCCACCAUCGUGACCGAGUGGGACCUCGUGUGCCCUCACAGGGCCUUGCGCCAGCUGGCUCAGUCCUUGUACAUGGUAGGGGUGCUGCUCGGGGCCAUGGUGUUCGGGUACCUGGCAGACAGGCUGGGCCGUCGGAAGGUGCUGAUCCUGAACUACCUGCAGACUGCUGUGUCGGGAACCUGUGCUGCCUUCGCUCCCAAUUUCGCCCUCUACUGUGCCUUCCGGCUCCUCUCGGGCAUGUCACUGGCUGGCAUCGCCCUCAACUGCAUGACACUGAAUGUGGAGUGGAUGCCCAUCCACACACGGGCAUGUGUGGGCACCCUGAUCGGCUAUGUCUACAGCCUGGGUCAGUUUCUCCUGGCCGGGGUGGCCUACGCUGUGCCCCACUGGCGCCACCUGCAGCUGCUGGUCUCCGUCCCCUUUUUCGCCUUCUUCAUUUACUCCUGGUUCUUCAUCGAGUCAGCCCGCUGGUACUCCUCCUCAGGAAGGCUGGACCUCACGCUGAGGGCCCUGCAGAGAGUGGCCUGGAUCAAUGGGAAGCGGGACGAGGGGGCCAAGCUAAGUAUGGAGGUGCUCCGGGCCAGUCUGCAGAAGGAGCUGACCUUGAGCAAAGGCCAGGCCUCAGCCAUGGAGCUGCUGCGUUGCCCCACCCUUCGCCGCCUCUUCCUCUGCCUCUCCAUGCUGUGGUUUGCCACUAGUUUUGCAUAUUAUGGACUGGUCAUGGACCUGCAGGGCUUCGGGGUCAGCAUCUACCUGAUCCAGGUGAUCUUCGGUGCUGUGGAUCUGCCUGCCAAGCUCGUGGGCUUCCUGGUCAUCAACUCUCUGGGCCGCCGGCCUGCCCAGAUGGCCUCACUGUUGCUGGCCGGCAUCUGCAUCCUGGUCAACGCGGUGGUUCCCCGGGAUCAGUCCAUUGUCCGAACUUCCCUUGCUGUGCUGGGGAAGGGCUGCCUGGCUGCCUCCUUCAACUGCAUCUUCCUGUACACUGGAGAACUGUACCCCACAAUGAUCCGGCAGACAGGCCUGGGGAUGGGCAGCACCAUGGCCCGAGUGGGCAGCAUCGUGAGCCCGCUGGUGAGCAUGACCGCCGAGCUCUACCCCUCCCUGCCUCUCUUUAUCUACGGCGCGGUCCCCGUGGCUGCCAGCGCUGCCACUGCCCUCCUGCCAGAGUCCCUGGGCCAACCACUUCCGGACACGGUGCAGGACCUGGAGAACAGGAGAAGCGGGAAACGGAAACGACAGCAGCAAGAACAGCAGAAGCAGAUGGUGCCGCUCCAGGCCUCAGCAGGAGAAAAGAACAGACGCUGAGCACUACGAAGGGAGCCUAUGGAGUCCCUCCAGGGCCCU
Molecule: messenger RNA, 2017 nt
Organism: Talpa occidentalis (Iberian mole)
Lineage: Eukaryota; Metazoa; Chordata; Mammalia; Eulipotyphla; Talpidae
Gene: SLC22A6
Product: solute carrier family 22 member 6
Exons: 10
Coding region: 323-1978 (551 amino acids)
Biological process (GO): transmembrane transport
Cellular component (GO): membrane
Source: RefSeq, a predicted model, not a curated record